Messenger RNA from Strigops habroptila (Kakapo), 6002 nucleotides. RefSeq names its product Ral GEF with PH domain and SH3 binding motif 1 (gene RALGPS1). Lineage: Eukaryota; Metazoa; Chordata; Aves; Psittaciformes; Psittacidae. The transcript is spliced from 22 exons. Gene Ontology annotation, molecular function: guanyl-nucleotide exchange factor activity. Gene Ontology annotation, cellular component: plasma membrane. The record is from RefSeq and is a predicted model, not a curated record. Bases 490 to 2238 code for a protein of 582 amino acids. Gene Ontology annotation, biological process: positive regulation of GTPase activity; Ras protein signal transduction.
GCCGCCCCUCGGCCCCCCUCAGCGGGCUUGGGCCUCGUCCGCGGCGGCAGCAGCAGCGGGCGGGGGGCUCGGUCCGGCGGGCGGCCUGAGGUGGCCCACCCCCGGUCCGGUGCCGGCGGGGUCCCCGCGUCGAGAGGGUUUGUGGGUGACGUUGGGCGCAGCCUUCCCCGCGCAGGUGAGACGCGGACAAGCCCAGCGGGACAGGGAUGUCAUGCUUUUAAACAGGAGAGAAACCUGCUGAAUAGCCAGAACUAGACUCAACAACCAACUGAUGGAGGUGUGCAGCAAAAUGGGUUGAGUGAGUGCAGAACCACCUUAUUCCACUUUGUUCUUGCACCAUCUUCACUCUCGCUUCAGUGAGAACUACAUGUCUAAAUGGGUUUGUUAAGCUGGCAAAGAAGAACAGACAACCUCUGGUGGAAUUCUGUCUUCAUCAUGUUGUCUCACCAGUGCGGGCUGAGCUGAAACUUCCUGCAUCUUGGGGAGAGCAUGUAUAAAAGGAAUGAGCUCAUGGCCAAUGUGAUGGUCACCUCCGCCACUCCAGAGGGUAGUAGCAGCUCAGAUUCUCUGGAAGGGCGGAGUUCAGACUAUGCCAAUAAAAGCUACGAUGCAGUUGUGUUUGAUGUGUUGAAAGUAACUCCUGAGGAGUUUGCAAGCCAGAUUACAUUGAUGGAUAUGCCAGUAUUUAAAGCUAUACAACCUGAGGAACUAGCAAGCUGUGGAUGGAAUAAGAAAGAAAAACAUAUCCUCGCUCCAAAUAUUGUUGCCUUUACUAGGAGGUUUAACCAGGUCAGUUUUUGGGUUGUACGAGAAAUAUUAACAGCACAGACCUUAAAAAUAAGGGCAGAAAUACUGAGCCAUUUUGUGAAGAUAGCUAAAAAGCUUCUGGAACUGAAUAACCUUCAUUCUCUCAUGUCUGUGGUGUCAGCACUGCAAAGUGCACCCAUCUUCAGACUGACCAAAACCUGGGCUCUUUUGAAUCGCAAAGACAAGACCACCUUUGAGAAGUUAGACUAUCUACUGUCUAAGGAAGAUAAUUAUAAGAGGACACGAGAGUACAUCAGAAGCUUAAAAAUGGUUCCUACUAUUCCAUAUUUAGGAAUUUAUCUCCUGGAUUUAAUCUACAUUGAUUCUGCGUAUCCCGCUUCAGGCAGCAUUAUGGAGAAUGAACAAAGAUCCAAUCAAAUGAACAAUAUUCUCCGAAUAAUAGCUGAUCUGCAAGUCUCCUGUAACUAUGAUCAUCUUACAACACUGCCCCAUGUGCAAAAGUAUCUGAAGUCUGUUCGUUACAUUGAAGAACUUCAGAAGUUUGUAGAAGAUGACAAUUAUAAAUUGUCAUUAAGAAUUGAGCCAGGUAACAGCUCUCCUCGACUCGUUUCCUCCAAAGAAGAUCUUGCAGGUCCAUCUGAUGUGUCAGCAAUUAUGAAGUUCGGCAGGAGACCCACGUGUCCCGAUGCUUCAGUGUCGGCAAGUCUACCUACGCCUCCUGUACCAAGGCACAGGAAGAGCCACAGCCUGGGAAACAACAUGAUGUGUCAGUUCAGUGUAGUGGAGAGCAAAAGCGCCACCUUCCCGACGGAGAAGCCGCGGCACCUCCUGGAUGACAGCGUCCUGGAGUCGCACAGCCCAGCCCGCAGCCACGCACCCAACUCGCAUUUCACCAACGGCCUGUCCAUAGAUAGCAGUGAAAGCUCAGAAUUUAGUGAGGAGCUGCCGUCAGGGCUUGAAAGGGGUCGUUUAUAUGCCACGCUGGGGCCUAACUGGAGGGUACCGAUGCGGAAUUCUCCUAGAAGUCGAAGCUGUGUCUACAGCCCAACAGGGGCCUGCAGCUGCACAUUAGGUAGUUCCAUAGGAGUCAUUACCAUGGAAGGCCCAUUAAGAAGAAAAACAUUGCUCAAAGAAGGCAAGAAACCUACUCUCUCCUCAUGGACGAGAUACUGGGUUAUGCUUUCAGGAUCAACUCUUCUGUACUUUGGAGCAAAAUCUUUAAGAGGCACUGAAAGAAAACAUUAUAAGUCUACACCUGGUAAAAAAGUCUCCAUUGUGGGCUGGAUGGUGGCACUUCCCGACGACCCUGAGCAUCCUGAUAUUUUCCAGCUAAAUAAUCCUGACAAAGGCAAUGUUUACAAGUUCCAGACUGGUUCAAGGUUUCAUGCAAUAUUAUGGCAUAAGCAUUUGGAUGAUGCAUGUAAAAGCCACAAGCCUCAGGUACCUGCUAAUCUAAUGUCAUUUGAAUAAUUUGCUCUCCUACCUGGUGCGACUUCAAGUGCCAAACUGAAGAAACGGGCUAUUGUUCUCUAAGGAGGAAGAGGAGAAUGAUUUUCCUGACAUGAGCCAGCCACAAAUAUUACAGCACUUUCCUAUGUAACUUGAAAGUGAUUCUGACACAGCUUUUAAAAGCAGAAAGUGAAUGUUGUCCUUAGGACCUGGUAUAGUCUCAUGCACUGAGUGAAAGCAGACAAGUUAGAUGGACAGAAGAUUAAUCCUGACUCCUGCAGGAUUCUAGACCCCUCAACUUCUUGUGGUCAGAGACUGCCAUGAACUGAUGUCUGGCCACAAACUGAACAUCAUAUCUUCUGCCUAUUCUUUUUUAAACAGUUCUUUUUAUUGUUAAGCUGCUUUGUGUGACUGAAAAAUAUUUGGCCCAUGUUGGGUUUCAAUUCUUUCUAAUGCACAGAAUGAUUGACAGUGUUAACUUGCUGUAAAGUGUCAAUUAGAAUAGAAAAUGGUGGAACAACAUUUUUAUAAUCUAAGUGCACUGAGCUGCUUGGCAAUGUGGCUGCCUCAGAUUUUGUAUCAAAUCUCUGGACAAUUCUGCUGUUCACAUUUGAGCUAUUUGGGAAAACAUGUAUUUUGGCACAGGACACUUGGGUUUCUUUCCAUUCAGUUAUGUUACUCAGGAGUGCCCUGACAGUGGAUUUAAGGCUGUUUAAAUUUGUUGUGCUACGGGUUGUCUUUCAUUUUCUUCCUAGUGGCAUAGUUGCUUACAAGUUUGGGGGUUUUCUUCAGUCUGAAUGUUGUUCAUCUUAAAUGCCUUGGUACAGGGAAGCAGGUAAUGAGGUGUUACGUAUUACAUGGCCCUGGCUGCUCAAAAUGAUUCCAUAUCAUCAUUUCUGUUCUGUCUUUCUGUGGAUAACUCCACUCAAUUCCAGUAUAUGAUGCACCUUUAUGUACUGGCACAUGGUACUGCUAUUAUGAAAUCAGGAUGGCAAUGAAAGGUAAGGAAAACUGUCUGACAGUGGAGCAAGUACAAAGAAGCCUCCAAACCAGUGUCCAGAGAAAAAACCACCAACCCCCCACCCUGCCAAACCCACCAAAAAGAAUGUACCUGAGCUGCCUUCGCUGAAAGAACUCUCUCUGCAUCAACAGCUGUAUCUCUGCUGUGCCCUGUCACUCCUGUGGUCAGAGUUUUUCUCUGUUCCCAUGCUAAGUUCAGCACUUUCUGAGUUUGAAACUCUUUGGCCAUAAUGCCAAAGUAUCCAGACUUCAUCAAUCACCAGAAAACCUCUUCUGAGUUUCCUAAGAUUGCACAGAGGAGAAAUUUGCAAGGCAACCUCUAGCUUACAAACCAUGAAAAAAUGGAAGUCAGUUUAACUGAACAGAACCUCUAUUAGAACAAGCUCCCUGGCAUUGGGAGUAUUUAUUCUGUAAACGUGCAUGAUUUUCUACAUUUUGGGUUUGAAACUUCUCUAACAACAACAAAACAAACUGUAUUUUUAAAUGUAGGUCACCUUUGUGUUAUUUUAAGUGUCCAUGUUACAAACCUGAGAAUGAAGCCUAAUACAUACCAGCUUUUCAAGAAAAUUAGUUCCUGACAAUUGCAUUUAGAUCCUGAGACUUGUCAAAGUGUAUAUAAAGUUGACAAAGUUUCUUUUAUAACUUAGGACUUGUGUGAAGAGUGCUAAUGCAAAAUAUAUUAAUACCUUUUUCUCCUUCUUUGCUAGAUUAAGACAACUUUGAACUAGGAAAAACAUCAGUAUCUGUGACUGCAGAGGGUCUAGUGCCGUUAGAGACAGUGUAGAAGCUUUUGAAUGUGGUAAAAUCCUGUCACCAGUAAGUUACUUCAGGCUGUUAGACUAUGAUAUAAAAGUAUUCUGCAACUGUGGACUUUUGUGAUUAGUUAUCAGUGAGGUUAUUCAUGAGGAUGCAAGUGUUAAGCGAACUGUCAUUUUAGUGAAUGUGCCUCCUAUGACCAUGUGUAUUGUGUGUUACUAGCAUUAGGGUUUGAACCAUGUGCAGAACAGUGACCAAAAUGAUGACACACUGCCCAAAACACAUCUGGUUAAGGUAAGAGGGGUUUUAAGUUACUUUAUUAGUAGCCAUUUCCUCUUAAAAGAUAACCACCUGAUCUGUCUUAGAUAUAAGCUAAAUUUAAAAGAAGCAUGUAAAUACCUACUCAUUCCUAAUGUGAUGUAGUGUAAGCGAACACCAGUGAGACUAGUGACAUGUUUUCUGGCUUAUUGCAAUUGAGAUAAACUAAUGGAUGUUGUAACAACUUUCAGUUAUGUUUAACAAGUGUUCCUUGGAAAGACGAAUAGCUGCUGGCUGAUUCAGUAGCAAUAAAUGAGCCUGUACACACUCAGAAUUUAAUGGCUUCUAGAAUUUAAGGGUCUCUAAAGUGUUACGUGUUAUUUUGUGUACAAGAGGUAGAGUGUGCUAGCAUUCAGAAAUACACUUUUACUCAAAAUCACGAGCCAUAGAGCCUAUUGGAGAAGCUACAAAAGGGUCCAUUUGCACUUGAUUGUAAAACAGAUUCCCAACUAGAGAGAAGGCGUCUUUGCCAGAAACCACCACGGGCCCCAAAAGAGCGUGGCAUGAAUGAAAGGCAAUAUUUAUGAAUGAUUCUUAUACUCAGUCAUCUGUCACUGACAGAAGCUGGAUCUGUGGAGAAAUGAAACCCUUCAAUCCUGUUCAAGCCUCAGACUCAAAUCCUACUCAAAACCUUGGAAUUUGGAAAUACAUCAAAAAACCCCUUUAAUUCCAUCACACUACUCUCAUUUGAAUGUAACAAGUGUUGUAUCGAAGAAGGAUGAACAUAGCAAAUAAUAGUUUUACACAAUAGCCAGGUGCACAUCUUUCCAGGAUAGCACAAUUGUGGCAUUGCUGCACAAUAUGACAAAAAAUCAGCAUUAUGGCAGUGUAAGGAUAUUAUUUAAAUAUCUUAAACCAAUUUUAAGUGGGGUUUUAAGUAUUAAACAGUUCGUAGCUGCUGAUUUGAGGUUUUAUGCUGUCAUUUGGUACUAUUUGCUGUCAUCUGGUACUUCUAAUGUGAAUUGAAAGCUGCUAUUGAAAUACAAUGUAUUGCGUAUCAGUCCUGAUUAAUACAGCAUUUUCACAAGAAUACCACAGACAAUACAAGUGUUCAUCCAUCAAAGAGAAGAACUGCAAGAGUUGGAUACAAAUAAACAUUCUCUCAGAACCACUGUUUUCAGAAUUGUGGAGAUAGAAAACGUAUGUAGGCAAUAUAUUGAUUUAUUAAUGUGCAAUUUUGAUGUCACUCAGUGCCAAAAUGCAUGUUUUUCCAAAUAGCACUAAAACGAGGCAAAUAAAGUAGUUUUCAAAUUGCGACUUACUUGUCACAUUACAAUGUAAACCGAUUUCAACAUUUGGGUUUGUUUUGUGUGAAAACUGUUGCACUAUUUUUGGCUGUAUUUUCCAGCAGUCCACUGCAUGCCAUUUGUGUAAGGACUCUUUUCUUUAAUCCUUGUGAACUGUCUCACCCAUAAUAACCCUGGCGUUGGAAUCUAGGUUUUUGGCAAAGUAUUUUGUUACCUCAGUCUUGUAUCGAGUUGCUGUAUUUUUCAGUUUGUUACAUUGAUAAUGAUUGUUUCACUAAUUAAAUAAUGUAAAAAAAAAAAAAAAAAGGAAGAAAAAGUUUGUUUACUUCAACAGCAAAUUGCAUUUGGUUGUAAGUUGAAAAAUGUGCAGACUGUAUAUGCUGUUAACAAUAAAAUAUUCUGAAAAAGACUAGUAGAGGUAUAGAAGGAACAUGUGAGCUCAAA